CAUAAGAACUGGCUUUUGUUGCGCUGAGGCUGAACAUUCUCCAAUGGUUGGGGGCUUUUUGCAGAAGCACUUUGUCCUCCGUGUGGUGUAGAGCUGAGAAUGGAAGAAGAAUCAACAUGCUUUCAUUGAACAGUAUUUAUUGUUAUGUGCCUCGUGUGAGCUGUCGAAGAGGAAUGGACACAAUUUACACUUCAGAGUAAUUGUUAAUUUUUUAUAGAGUUGAUGUUCCGUAAUACAUCAAAGAUGUCUUAUUUGUAAAAGUAAUCUAAACAGUGCUGCUAGAAUUAGCUUUGCCCCCCAAAUGAUCUAUCACUUAUUCAACUGACUGGAUAUUCUAAACAAAUGACCAAGAUGCUUCAACCGAUGUUGUUGAAUAGAACUUGAGAGCUGCUAUUCGAAAUAAUACGCUCAAUGUCGGUCAACUUUGCCUCUUUACCUCGUCAAGAAGACAGAAGAUAGCCAAUGUCUGCCUGCAGCAGUUCUUCCCCUCCACCCUUACCCAGACUGUGCCCCCUCUCUGUGGCUCCGAAUCCAGUCGCCACACCGACUCCUUCACCGUCUCCAAGCCCUCCGGCGACACUCUACAGUCGACUGUCAAAUGGAAGUCUCAGCYCCCCGAGCCCCACCAACUCCGGGUGCUCUUUCCACGGGGUGUCUUUUCUUCUCCAGAUCGGACUCACCAGGGAAACGGUGAACCUGGAUGCCAGCGAUCUGUCCGGGCUAUCUGCGGUGAAGGAGCUCGUAUGUUCAAUAGUGGACCAAAAGUUCCCAGAGUGUGGAUUCUUUGGCAUGUACGACAAGAUCCUUCUGUUCCGCCAUGACCUGACCUCAGAGAACAUCCUGCAGAGACUGACGUCAGCAGAGGACAUCCAUGAGGGAGACCUGAUCGAGGUGGUCCUCUCCGCUUUAGCCACUGUCGAGGACUUCCAGAUCCGGCCCCAUGCCUUGUAUGUGCACUCCUACAAGGCCCCGGCUUUCUGUGAUGACUGUGGGGAGAUGCUGUGGGGCCUGGUCCGACAGGGCCUCAAAUGUGAAGGAUGUGGGCUGAACUACCACAAGCGCUGCGCCUUUAAGAUCCCUAACAACUGUAGCGGGGUGAGAAAGAGACGGCUCUCCAACGUGUCCCUGCCUGGAGCUGUGCUGUCCGUCCCCCGCCCAGCCCCCAUCGAACAUGUCCCUGUUUCCCAGGAAGAGCAGCGCCCUCUCCAGGGGGCAGGGAAGGGUAACAGCCUGUUGAGCGGCAGGCCUAUCUGGAUGGAGAAGAUGGUGCUGGGAAGGGUCAAGGUGCCUCACACCUUCUCAGUGCACACCUACACCAGACCAACCAUCUGCCAGUUCUGUAAACGCCUGCUGAAAGGCCUGUUCCGCCAGGGCAUGCAGUGCAAAGAUUGUAAAUUUAACUGCCAUAAGAGAUGUGCAGCCAAGAUACCCAGAGACUGCCUUGGUGAGGUUUCCUUUAAUGGAGAACCAGCCAGUCCUGGCCCCGACUCUGAGACCACCAUGGAGGUGGACAACAGUGAUGUGAACAGUGAGGGCAGCCAGAGCAUGGAAGACCCAGAGGAGCCCUCCACCCCAGACGAUAAGUUCUACAUUGAAGGGCCCUGUCUGGAUGGGGACAAGGACGAGGACACAGUGAAGGCUAUCAGCCCCAUGACAAGCAGUUUCAUCCCCCUAAUGCGGGUGGUUCAGUCCAUAAAACAAACCAAGCGGAAGAGCUCAACCAUGGUUCGGGAGGGAUGGAUGGUCCACUACACCAGCCGAGACAACCUGAGGAAGAGGCAUUACUGGAGGCUGGACAGCAAGUGUCUGACCCUGCUGCAGAACGAAACAGGAACCAAGUAUUACAAGGAGAUCCCCCUGUCAGAAAUCCUGCAGGUGGWGCAGGCGCAGGACUUCCACAGCCUGGCCCAGGGCAGCAACCCCCACUGCUUCGAGAUCAUCACUGCCACUAUGGUCUACUACGUGGGGGAGAAUAACAGUGGUCACUUCCAUAACCCUACCCUGGCUGCCACGGGUGUGGGGCUGGAGGUGGCCCAGGGCUGGGAGAAGGCCAUCCGGCAGGCCCUGAUGCCCGUCACUCCGCAACCCAGUGUCUGCACUGGCCCCGGACAGGGCAAGGAUCACAAGGACAUUUCAAUCAGCAUAUCAGUGUCUAACUCACAGAUCACAGAGAAUGUGGAUAUCAGUUCAGUCUACCAGAUCUUUGCUGAUGAGGUCCUUGGGUCGGGCCAGUUUGGGAUUGUGUAUGGAGGUAAACACAGAAAGACUGGGAGAGACGUGGCCAUCAAAAUCAUCGACAAGAUGAGGUUCCCUACCAAGCAGGAGAGCCAGCUGAGGAACGAGGUGGCCAUUCUCCAGAACCUUCACCAUCCUGGCAUCGUCAACCUGGAGUGCAUGUUCGAGACCCCCGAGAGGGUCUUUGUUGUCAUGGAGAAGCUCCAUGGAGACAUGCUGGAGACGAUCCUGUCCAGUGAGAAGAGCAAGCUCCCUGAGCGUCUCACCAAGUUCCUGGUCACACAGAUCCUAGUGGCUCUGAGGCACCUCCAUUUUAAGAACAUCGUCCACUGUGACCUGAAGCCUGAGAAUGUGCUGCUGGCCUCCGCGGAGCCCUUCCCUCAGGUGAAGCUAUGUGACUUUGGCUUCGCUCGCAUCAUUGGCGAGAAGUCGUUCAGGCGCUCUGUGGUCGGCACACCCGCCUACCUGGCACCCGAGGUCCUACGCAGUAAAGGUUACAACCGUUCCCUGGACAUGUGGUCGGUAGGUGUGAUCGUUUACGUCAGCCUCAGUGGGACCUUCCCCUUCAAUGAGGACGAGGACAUCAACGACCAGAUCCAGAACGCUGCCUUCAUGUACCCUUCCACCCCCUGGAAGGACAUCUCUGGAGAGGCCACAGACCUGAUCAACAACCUCCUCCAGGUGAAGAUGAGGAAGCGUUACAGUGUGGACAAGUCUCUCAGUCACCCCUGGCUUCAGGACUAUCAGACGUGGCUGGACCUGCGGGAGUUUGAGACACGCAGAGGGGAGCGCUACAUCACCCACGAGAGCGACGACGCCCGCUGGGAGGAGCACGCCGACGAGCGGAGCCUGCAUUAUCCCAAGCACUUCAUCAUGGCGCCCAACCUGGACGACAUGGAAGAGGACCCCUAGUGGCUGGGAGGACUACCUGCAGGCUGCACGUUUCAGAAGGAGUUCACAGGGCAUCCUGGGACUCGGAGGCCCAUGACUGGUGCUUGGGUCCCUGGAACCUGCUACUGCUGGCUGAGACUAUAAGCUUAAACAGGGGGAGAUGCAUGUACCCUAUAUGUAUGUGCAUAAAGGUGUCAUUGUGCAUUACCACAUGGAACAGACAGGAGUUGCUGCAGUGGACAGGCAGAUGUGUGGUGGUACAGUAGCAUGACAUGGGAACACAUUCGUGGUGUUGGGAGGAAAGGCGUGACGAUCGAGAUCAAGAAUCUUCAGGUUGUUUGGUUUUCAUCACAUUCCAGAGACCCUACGUAUGUGGAUUCUCUCUUCACUGACUGUUCUCUACAAGCCAUAAUAUACAGCCCUCAUUCAACUCUGGACCUAGAUGCCAGUUCCACUGCAUUUUUUCAUUCUUCCCCUCUAAUCAGGGACUGAUUUAGACCUGGGACACCAGGUGGGUGCAAUUAAUUAUCAGGUAGAACAGUGAACCAGCAGGCUCCGGACCUCGUAGGGUAAAAGUUGAAUACCUCUGAUAUACAGUCUGUCUCAUGAGCCUGAAAGACGAACCCUAAGUGGUUGGUUAGUUGGGGAAUCCCUCAGCAACAGUAAUAAACAUUUGCACUGCCAUUCAACCCAGAAAAAUGGCUACAAUAAAAMAAAUCCAAGAGACAUUUCAGCUUUUCAGCUUCUAUAGCAUAUUUUUCUAAUGUUGUUAGUUUAUCAUGUGUAUUUGAAAUCUCACGACUACAUUGAAUUGUUAAUUUACCAUGAGUGCUAUUUUUUGAAAACAUUUAUUUCCAAUGGGUUCAUGUAAAGGCUGUUGAACUCAAAAACAUACAAAAUAUGCUAAUGUUUUGAAUAUAUAUUGAAAAUAUUUUGCUUAUUCGAUGGGAUGUUUUUGCAAUAUUUGUUAACACGUUGUAAUCUCUGGCUCCCUUAUUGGAUGCCUUGAAUGAAGUUGUGAACCAAUCAGCAGCUGCUACACACGGUCUUAACCCCCCUUUAGAAACUGGCCUGAGAAAAAAAAUCCUGCAAAAAUGAUACCGGUCUAACCAAAGCCUGAGAAAUCUUCCCAUAGAAAUAAUUACAUUUUUUAUGAUUCUACCUUUAUUUUUGUAUGGAAUUCUGGAUGUCAAUUGAAUGGAGUAGAGUGCGAAGUGUCACAAAAACAUUGAUAGGACCAAGCCUAGGGAAUUUUAGAUGUUAAUUCUCUGCUCGCAGCCAUAGCUUACAAAUGUUAUGUUUUUUCAAUGAAGUAAAGAUAGUUGAGAAAUGUUUUUUUAUUCAAGAACUGAUGUGACCUUCUCGGAGCUCUGCCUUAUUUAUUCUCCUUCUCUUUCAUUACAUGUGUGGUGUUGUGUUUUUACGGAUGAUUGACUGGAUUCACACUCAACGCCAGAACUGCUGCUGCUCCCGGUGAGGGAGCUGCAAGGCCAAGCAGUCCGGCAGAUUCACACAGGAUUUAUCCCAAAUGGCACCCUACUCCCUAUAUAGAGCACUACUUCUGACCAAAGCUGUGGUCAAAACCUGUGCACUAUAUAGGGAAUAGGGUGCCAUUUGGGAUGCUGACAAAGUCUGAUCAGUGACAGUGACAAAGCAUGGUAGGAUAAAAAGACCGCAACGGAUAAAUGGACUGAGUACUCUGUACUAUGUCAAACAAGC
Messenger RNA from Salvelinus sp. IW2-2015, 4845 nucleotides. RefSeq names its product serine/threonine-protein kinase D3-like. Gene Ontology annotation, biological process: protein phosphorylation. The record is from RefSeq and is a predicted model, not a curated record. NCBI's taxonomy places the organism in Eukaryota, Metazoa, Chordata, Actinopteri, Salmoniformes, Salmonidae. Gene Ontology annotation, molecular function: protein serine/threonine kinase activity; ATP binding.